CAACAUGAACAGAUGUAGCACUUCCAAGUGCUCGCGUCUGCAGAGAGAAAAGUCCAAGGUUUAUUUCUCCUUUUGGGUCUGUUUGCCAUGAAUCCUGCUUCUCCAGGAAUUCAGAAGCUGCCCUCAUAACUAAGACUGACUUUCCCCUUUCUCCUGCAGCUAAUCUAGUUACCAGAGGACUUCAAAGCUGUUUGCAAAUGCUAACUUUGUAAGUUCUUGCCUACUGCUUCGGGGUAGGUAGAGUGUAAGGGUUAACCUACGAGUUGUAUAUGGAUAAAUUAGACACAGUCACAGAUCUGCAGGGAAAAAUAUAAUAAUAACCAUUGGAAAAGCGGGAUUAAUCAUCAAACUGAGCUAUCCAGUCAUAUUUCUUCUCCAGGGAGAUUUCAAAUAGAAGAUGUAAAUUUUGGUAGUUAGAUAAAAUGUCUCAGAUUUAAGUGAAAGCCACAAAAGUCACGUGUCAUCUGCUUUUCCUGAACAACAGUCUCUGCUGAAAUAUUAGUUCUGCCACCUACAAGACAAGUGAAGGCUGAGGAUGAUAAAUCCGUCUCGGAAGUCGCUGAGUUUGUUAGGUAUAAAAGCCAAGACUUCAACUGAGGUCUUCGCACUGACAUGUGCGUUAGCCCCACACUGGGUAUCGCUGGACGAUCACGUACUGCAGGAGGAAGAUACAGGCGGCCAGUGUCUUCUCUGCUUUCUGGGUUGGUGACUUUGAACUUGCUACAGCUCCCACGCCCGCAGCGAGCAGAGUUGCCAAGCAAGUGUGCCGGCUUCCAGAAGCGUGAGCUGCCCGUUGGCGCUGGGGAACCACCCCGGUGUCCCCAUCCUCCGCGCUGCUGCAGAUUGGUGGGGCAGCCCGGGGAGGCUGGCUCCCAGACGUGACUGAGCGUGCCUACACUGGUCCCACAGGUUUUCAGCUGUGGAGUCUGGGAUCUGAGCUUGGAGCCCAUUUGUUUCUGGCAGUUCGGUUCAUAUUUUCCACUUGAAGACAUCACUUCCCUUCCCUCCAAGCUGGGAGACCAGAAGUCAACAACAGGAGGGUGGAGAGGCCAGAUCUCACAAUCCGCUUGGCUGGGGAGUCCGCUGAGGUUCUUGCAUCCUGAAGCAAACUAUGGAGAGCUGGUGGGGACUUCCUUGUCUUGCGUUCCUGUGUUUUCUAAUGCACGCCCGAGGUCAAAGAGACUUUGACUUGGCGGACGCCCUUGAUGACCCCGAACCCACCAAGAAGCCAAACUCAGAUAUCUACCCAAAGCCGAAACCACCUUCCUACCCACAGCCCGAGAAUCCCAACAGCGGUGGAAAUAUCUACCCAAGGCCAAAGCCACAUCCUCAACCCCAGCCUGGCAAUCCCGGCAACAGUGGAGGUUACUUCAAUGAUGUGGACCGUGAUGAUGGACGCUACCCGCCCAGGCCCAGGCCGCCUGCAGGAGGUGGCGGCGGUGGCUACUCCAGUUAUGACAACUCCGGCAACACACAUGGUGGAGAUCACCAUUCGACGUAUGGCAAUCCAGAAGGCAAUAUGGUAGCAAAAAUCGUGUCUCCCAUCGUAUCUGUGGUGGUGGUGACACUGCUGGGAGCAGCAGCCAGUUAUUUCAAACUAAACAACGGGAGAAAUUGUUUCAGGACCCGUGAACCAGAAAAUGUCUGAAGACGUUGAGAUCCCCUGAUUACUUUGAGAAAAACAACUAAAACAAGAACCCUGUUUAUCACUGUUGUGGAAAUUUCCUUUUAUUCUUGACACAAUUUGAUGACCUAAAGUGUGUUUUCUUCUGUGUGAAGUACGUGAGCUGCCUCACUAAGCAUUCCCAACUCAUUGGAUGUGAUGUGGUUAUAGAGAUAAAUUAGGCAGCUAGACCCUGCAUUCUAAAAAAGGAUUGCUUGAUCUGUUGGUUUGGCCAUUCAUUUGCACAAAGAGACUGUGGCUCUCUGUUCUGAGAUCUUCAGCUACCUCAUGGUGCAAUAACACACACAUGCUUAACCAUGUUGAUGGCACAAAGCAGUGAGCAGUAGGGAGGCAGAGUAUCUUGGUGGGGAGGGGAUGCUAUCAGCUUCUGGGAGAUGGAGAAUAUCGUUGAGUUUCCAAAGAUACUGGGCCUGUGCUAAAUUCUUCAGUGUUAUAAAAAAUCAUUGAGCAUUCACUAUUGCGAAUGAAGUGGGGAUGCAUUAUUUCUGACACCCACAAGCAGGGUUUGAGCAUCCUUUCAGCUUUGAUGUAUCUGCUCAUAAAAUUAUUAUUACCUAAAGAAAAUAAGGCUGCAUUUUGAAAUGCUAAGUGCAAAGCGAAUGAUGUUAAAACCAUCUGGGGGAAAUCUUGGGAUACUUUUUCCUAGAAAAUCACAUGGUUUUGAUAUGUUUUGGCAGAUAGGAGACAGAAAUGGUGAUUAUCAGGUGUUGAGUCCUUUUGUAGUAUUUGUAGUCUUUGAUACUCUGUAAGUACUGGUUCCUAAGGCAACAACAUUGCAUUCCUUGGUUUAUACUUUUUCUAUUCACCAGAGUAGGAAAUCUUAAAUCCUUAGGCAUCCAAGAAGUAUACUAGCUUUUUGCUUCUCUUUUAGAAAUACUUGUGGGGAGAGAAAAAAGGAUGGUUUGGGCAUAUUGGUAUAGUUUGAGGAAACUAAGGUUAAUGUUCAUGUAACAUUUAGACUUUGCCAUAAAUAUCAGAACCAAAGAUUGAGACAUUCAUGUAGAGUCUGGAAUGUAUAUACGGGACCCAUAAAACUUCCCAGUAUACAUGUUUUAUGCUCACCAAUAUGAACUGGGGUCUUCAAAGAAAGAAGGUUGAAAGUGGAAAGCCCUUGAAAGAGCUCCCCAAUUUGUAAAAUAUCUUUAAUCAUUCACGUUAGGGAUCUCAGAGCUGUGGGUCUCAGAUUGUGGAUUCAUGCAUCCUUUGUGCAAUUUGAAGAUAGUCCGUAUUUCCUAUUUCAGUAUUAGGUCCUGCAACACUCUUGUAGAAGGUGUUUUCAGGAGUGGUGAUGUCUGAUGCUCAAUUACUAUUUUCUCUAUAAGAGUUUCAGCGUAAGCUUAAUUAAAUUCUUGUGAAAAAGCCUCUGUGUUUUUAGUUGUAUAUACACACACAUACCUACUUAAAUGGAAUCUAAACAUUUUUAGCCUUUAAUCCAUUCCAUUUUCUAAAACUGUCAUAAACCAUUUUUGAUCAUUUUAAAUAAAUGUAAAAGAAAAAAUAACUGGAUUUGAUUAUUGCAUAGUUUUUUCUAUAUUUCACAAAUAAAUUUUAUGAAAUGGCUGUAGAAGUGGCCCCAAAAUUAUGAACCUUCAUAGCUGUGAAUAAUAUGCAACAAAUCUCUUUUAAAGCUCAAGAUAGAUUAUGAACAUAUGAAAUACAUAGAGUUACCUAAUAAUGAGAUAAAAUUCACCUGGGGGACAAGGAUAAUGUUCAACCUACUUAAAAUGAAAAUAUUUGAAUAAUGACUGCUUGGGGGAACCUCUCUGAGGGGUCAUGAGGAUCACCUGUUGGGUAUUCUGUUUUCAUGCUGAGAAGGUGAGAAUUGAACAGAUGAGAAAAGCCUUGAUAAAAUGUCAUCUCCAUGUGUUUUAGAGAAGGAUAACCUUGAUUGUACAGUUGACCCUUGAACAACACAGGGUGAACUGCAUAGGUCCACCUAUAUGUGAAUUUGCUUCUGGCUCCGCCAUUACUGAGACAGCAGGACCAACCCUCUGUGUACUCAAUGUGAAGCUGAUAAGGGUGAAGACCUUUAUGGUGAUCCACUUCCACUUAAUAAAUAGGAAACUCAUUAA
Molecule: messenger RNA, 3756 nt
Organism: Cercocebus atys (sooty mangabey)
Lineage: Eukaryota; Metazoa; Chordata; Mammalia; Primates; Cercopithecidae
Gene: XG
Product: Xg blood group
Exons: 10
Coding region: 1112-1648 (178 amino acids)
Biological process (GO): positive regulation of neutrophil extravasation; homotypic cell-cell adhesion; T cell extravasation
Source: RefSeq, a predicted model, not a curated record